AAAUGAGGUACAUUAUAAAAGGUAGAAGUUUCUUUUCAAUUCAAUUUAGGUGGUGUUUGGAAGAAUAGUGAAGAUGAAAUUCUUAAAGCAGCAGUUAUGAAAUAUGGUCUCAAUCAAUGGUCACGUAUUUCAUCAUUACUUGUUCGAAAAUCAGCAAAAUAAUGUAAAUAGCGUUGGUAUGAAUGGCUUGAUCCUUCAAUCAAGAAAACAGAGUGGACAAGAGAAGAAUAAGAGAAGGUCCUUCAUCUUGCAAAGAUAUUUCCAAGUUAAUGGAGGACAAUUGCACCUAUUGUUGAUCGUACACCCAUGUAAUGUGUUGAAUAGUAUGAAAAACUCUUGGAUCUGGUAUAUAAUUGAUUUUAUUAUAUGUUAGGCUCAAGGUAAAGAUCUAAAUGAUCCAAAUGAUCCUAGAAGAUUGAGACCAGGAGAAAUUGAUCCAAAUCCUGAAACAAAAGCUGCUAGACCAGAUCCUAUUGAUAUGGAUGAAGAUGAAAAGGAAAUGUUGGCAGAAGCAAGAGUCAGACUUGCAAAUACAAAAGGUAAGAAAGCCAAAAGAAAGGCAAGAGGAAAGUUAAUUGAAGAAGCAAGGAGACUAGCUUUAUUAUAAAAAAAGAGAGAAUUAAAGGCUGCUGGAAUUCAAUAUAUUAAUCAUAGAAUUGAGAAACAUCAUAUCAAAUUAUAAGAUCGCAAAUAUAAGGGUAUCAAUUAUAAUAGAGAAUUGGCCUUUGAAAGAACAGUUCCUGAUUUUGUUCAUGAAACAACAGGAGAAGAACCAGAACCUGAUAAAAAGAUAUCUAAUGUUAGUCUUUAAGCAUUAGAAGGUUAGAGAAGAGAUGAAGAAGAAGAAAUAAGAAGGAAGAUUGAUUAAAGAAGAAUUAAGAAAUUAAAAGAAAGAGAAUUAGAUUAAGCUGUCACUUUUUAAAAUAAAUAUUAAGUUAAAUUUACACCUUAAACUAAAUUAUAAUUACCAUAACCAUAAUUGAAGGAUUAAGAUUUAGAAUUAUUAGGUAAGAUUAAUGCAGUUAAUGAAAUAUCUGAACAUACAACUUCUGCUACUCGAGCACUUGUAGGAAACUAUUCAACAAGAGAUUAGAGUUAAUCAAAUAUCAGAACUCCAAGAGCACCUAAUACAGUUUUGAGAGAAGCUCAAAAUAUUAUUGCUUUAUAACAUACAGAAACUCCAUUGGUUGGAGGAAUGAAUAAUCCUAUUGAUAUUAUCAAGAAUAUUGGGAAUUAGACACCAAAUUAAUUAGCAAAUAUGUUGAAGGAGACUCCUAAAAGAUAAGUUGAUGUAUCAAAUGAUGCUUUCGGUAUUAAUAUUGAAGAAUACGAGAGGGCAUGGGAAGAACCAAGUUAAAGUGUUGCAUAUGUUAAUGCUGAAUAAGAAAGAUAAUAGUAAUUAAAGAAUGAAUAGAAGUUAAAAGAAAUGAUUAAACAAAAAUUAAAAUCAUUACCUAAACCUAAGAAUGAAUUUACUAUUGAAGUUCCUAAAGUGGAUAAUGAAGAACAAAAAGAAAUGGAAUUGUAAGAUAUUAUUAUUAUUAUUUAAGGGAAAUGGAUGCUGAAGAUAAACUAAAAAUAUUAAAACAAAAGAAAUUAGUAGAUUAAUAAAAGAAAUUCAGACAAAAAUCAUAGGCACAUCAAAAGAAUUUACCUACACCUAAAGAAUUACCAUCUGGACCAAUUUAUGAAUAAACAGAAGAUUAAUUUAGAAAUGAAAUAGAAGAGAUUCUCAAUUACACAGUGAUUUAAUUAAUAAAAGAGGAUAUUUAUGAUAAUUCAAAUGGUUUAGGAGAUAUAAAUGUAGCUAAGGAAUUAUUAUAAGAAGAAAGGAUAAAAUUAUUGGGAGAUUAGAAUUUGAAUGAUCUUGAUAUGAUUUGGAAUAAAGUUAGACAAUAAUUAUAUUAUGAUUAUGAAGAAAAUAAAUUUAUUAAUAUUGAGAAAAUAGAUGAAGAAGUUAGAAUGGCUAUUUUAAAUGAAUAUUUUAGAAGAACAAGAGUAUAAUAUGAAAAAUUGAAUAAAAAAUAAUAAUUCUUUGCUAAUAGAAUUGCUAAAUUAAUGAAAGGUUAUGAAAUGAGAAAUGCUUAAUUAGAAAAGGAAAUUACAUAAUUGAAUGAUAAGAUUAGUGAAAUUGAAAUGAAUAAAGAAGUAUAUUCAUAAGCAUUAAAUCAUGAAAGACACAUAUAUAGAGAUAGAGUUUAAGAAUUAGUUAAAUAUCAUGAUAUGUUAUAAGUUAAGAGUAAUGAAUUGUAAGAUAAAUAUUAAUAUUUGACUAAAUAACUAUAAGAAUUAGAUUAAGAUUAAGAAAUUUUAGCAUGA
Messenger RNA from Paramecium primaurelia, 2319 nucleotides. The record is from the annotation of a GenBank genome assembly. NCBI's taxonomy places the organism in Eukaryota, Ciliophora, Oligohymenophorea, Peniculida, Parameciidae.